Molecule: messenger RNA, 571 nt
Organism: Ciona intestinalis (vase tunicate)
Lineage: Eukaryota; Metazoa; Chordata; Ascidiacea; Phlebobranchia; Cionidae
Source: RefSeq, a predicted model, not a curated record
UAUUUUGUUUAAAUCCCUCACAGUGAUCCAGAAUGUACAAGCACCGUUGGUAUUGAUUCCGCAUUGCAAUGCUGGUUCUGGUGUUAAAGGAACAACAAAGAAUCGAAAUCGAGGACCACGAAUAUUCCCGAGAGGAACCAGGGUAGUGGAAGGAGAUUAUGUUCAUUCUGGUUACUUGUUGGCAAGGAUGGUGCGAAAGUUCCGCUGGUUGCCGGGAGCUAAUGUUGUUGCUGGAAGAAAAAUGCGACUUGUAGCAAAAUGUUCCGGCACUGUUCGAUUCACCAAAGAAGUUUAUAUUCCUGGACCUGAGUCGCCAGAUGCAGAGAUUGCGAAAAACUUUGUAAAAGGGGCUGUCAUGUACAGGACGUUUAUAAAUGUGGUUCCAGAAAGAGAUGUUGGACGUUUUAAAUUAGUUGAAACUGUAUAAAUCGUGUUUUUCAUUUUAAUUAUAAAUCUUGUUUCAUUGCUAUUUAAAUGUGUUUAUAUUUUGGUUUUUUUUGGGUGGGAGGUAAUGAUGUCUAAAUGAUUUGCUUGUGCAUGCUAGAACAAACCAUAUUCCAGUGAAUAUUGA